UGAUAAAUAAAUAGAGAUAACUCCCCAAUCGUUUCUUCUUCAUUGGGUUGGCAGUGCACAUUUCUUCAUUCAUUUACAAGUUCAUCCAAGUUCGUACCCACGAGAUAAUUAAUGGCUCGUUGCCACAUGAGAUCGCUGAUCUUGUUCUUAGUUUUUGCUCUGUUCGCAUCACCGAGCCAAGGCUUCUCAGGGACUAAGAAUAAGAUAAAAUCUGCAGUCUUUUUUUCACCAAAACUGGUGAUGAGUCCAGGAUCAGUCUCGGAUCCGCGCUUAUUCGACAUCGAUUUCCCAAGAGGGCAUAUCGGCAUCAAAGGUUUCGAUGCUGAAGUGGUUGAUGAAGUGGGCAAACCCGUCCCUCUACAUGAGACAUAUCUCCACCACUGGCUUGUCCAACCUUACUAUGCGCGUAAAGGUUCUUCUAAGCUUCCGCAGCAAGAAAUGUUUAGGAACCAUGGAUUUUCUCGGCAAGACCCCGAAACCAAUCUUGAUUCGAGAUCGUCGGAUAUUAUUAUUGUUAAAAACGGAGGGCUGUGCAGGGGUGUAACACUCAGACAUUACUUUGGUUUAGGAUCUGAAACCCGCAAAACCUCGACGUAUGUUCCUGAUCCUUACGCUGUUGAAAUCGAUAAUCCUGAGGAGAUACCUGAUGGUUAUGAAUUCAAAUGGCUUCUCAACAUUCACGCUAUAGACACCAGAGGUGUAGAAGACAGGAAAGGAUGCAUAGAAUGUCUUUGUGAUCUGUAUAACGUAACCGUUGAUGAGUACGGUCGUACUAUAAAACCGGGAUACAAAGGAGGUUUACACUGCUGCUACGAUAAGACUCAGUGUCGGGUGAAAAGCGGAUUUGGCAAUGGAGAGAAACAAAGAAAUCUGUAUUUGAAGUACACUGUGAAAUGGGUUGAUUGGGACAACACGGUUAUGCCCGCUAAAAUUUAUUUUCUCGAUGUUACAGAUUCUUGGAAAAAAUCAGAGGGAUCAUCAAUAGGAGGAGAUAGCCUAAAACAUAAUUGCCAUGUGGAAUACGUUGUGGAACCGUGCAAAAAAACCAAUGGCGAUGGAUGCAUUGAUGUUAAGAAAAAGAGCUUAAUGAUGCCAUUUAGUGGGUAUAUUAUCUACGCCGUAGCUCACCAACAUGCUGGUGGUGUAGGUGCUGCUCUGUACCGAGAGAGCGGUGAAGGAAUAUGUACUUCGAUGGCCAAGUAUGGGGAUGGAGUUGAACCUGGAAACGAAGCUGGUUACAUUGUUGGAAUGACGUCAUGUUAUCCUGCUGAUCCAGUGAAAGUGAGCUAUGGUGAGACAUUGACUAUGGAGUUUAAUUACAGUAGUGCCGUUGGUCAUACCGGAGUUAUGGGACUCUUUUGCCUCCUCGUUGCUCAGCAGUUGCCUGAACCAAAGAGCUCCUUGCUUGAUCUUUUUCAGGAGGAAGCGUGACCAUUUUAGCAUAUUUGGCCGUGGUGGCGGUAGUGGUCCUAAUAGCUGCCGUGAUAUACCGGAGACAGAGCCGGGAAGAUAGUUAUCAAUCUCUUUUUAGUACCUGCAAAAGGAAUAAAACCAUGUCGACUACCAUUAAUCAAAAA
Messenger RNA from Camelina sativa (false flax), 1577 nucleotides. The record is from RefSeq and is a predicted model, not a curated record. NCBI's taxonomy places the organism in Eukaryota, Viridiplantae, Streptophyta, Magnoliopsida, Brassicales, Brassicaceae.